AUGACGGAGCUUUUUGUCCUGUUCGAGUGCUCCGCGGGAUACUUCCUGCUGAGGGUGAAGGAAUGGGAGCAGAUAGGAAGCAACGAAAAUCUGGAGAAGAAGAUUCAAAAGGCCGAUCUAUUUCACGAAGUAGUACAAUUAUGUUCGUUUAUAUCUUUCGAAACAGCGGAAAGGGCGCUGGAUAAUUUGAUCCAUAUUAAUGAAGGGAAGGCCACCGAUUUUCUGCUAACCUUUUUAGAGCAAAACUUGCCUAGUAAUAAAAGUCAGUACGAGUUAGGGGUGGCUGAUAUCAACUUGGGCAAACACCUCUCAAACAUUGGCUUCAACAUAGUUCAUAAUAGCAACAUUUUGGAGCUAUUCCGAGCGUGCAGACAGUUUUACCUGAGAAAAAUUGGCACUUAUGUGGAGAACAGUGGUGAUAUCGAUAUAAAGCAUUUCAAUAUCGGAUUGGGACACAGCUACUCCAGAUCGAAGCUGAAGCUAGACCCAAGGAAACAAGACAAAUCAAUUAUUAAUGGCAUCGGUACGAUUGAGUCAUUGGACAAAAAUAUUAACCUCUUCAGCAUGAGAGUCAUCGAAUGGUACAGCUGGCAUUUCCCAGAGCUGAAGAAAAUCGUUACGGAUGUGUCUAUGUACUGCAAAUUGGUUAACUUAAUCCAAAUUAAAGACAAUUUUAACUUCGAAGAUGAGAUGGAAAGAGAGAAAAUCACCGAAAUUACGAAAGAUGAACAAAUGACUGAGCAGAUUGUUAAAGUAGCCAACCUUUCCAUUGGACAAGAGCUCACACAGGAGGAUCUCAAUAACAUCAUGAAUUUUUCUAAUGAGGUUAUUAACUUAGUUAACACUAGGAAUGUUCUAUGGGACUAUCUGGAUAAAAAAUUGAAUAUCGUUUCGCCGAAUUUGAAGGAACUAUUAGGGAACACAUUAAGUGCUCGGUUGAUUAGCCAUGCGGGGUCUCUUGUCAAUUUAGCCAAAUGCCCUUCCAGCAGUAUUCAGAUUUUCGGAUCGGAGAAGGCCCUCUUCAAUUCUCUUAAGGGGAAUAAGAAGACGCCCAAAUUUGGCAUCCUCUACAAUUCUUCCUACAUUUCCAAGACGCCUCUCCCCAUGAAAGGCCGCAUGUCCAGGUACCUGUCCUGCAAAAGUGCCAUGGCGGCAAGAAUCGACUCCUUUUCGGACCACCCCACGAACUCUUACGGAGUCAUAUUUAAGAAGCAGCUCGAGCAUAAGAUCCUCCACAUGGUCAAGGGGGUGAAGCUGUCUAAAAAUAUCGAUUACAUGAACGAGGCGGAACAGAUUUACAAUCGCCAGAUCGGCGCCAUCCCCGACGGGGAGGAAGACCAGGGGGCCAAGAAGAAGAAAAAGAAGAAGAAGAAAAAGAAGAACAAGAAGAAGAAGACCAAGCAGGGAGGAGCAGAGGACGGCGGCGCGGAAGGAGAGGAAGGCGGCGCCCAAGAAGAUAACAAGAACGGCCAUGUCAAUGGCGAUGUCAAUGGAGAUGUUAAUGGCGACCAGAAUGGAGACCUGAAUGAGGAGCAUAACGGCGAAGCAGACGAAGCCAAGGUCGAGGCAGCCCAAACUGCAGUCGAGGCAGACCAAACCGCUGCUCAGGUAGACCAAAGCGACGCCGACUCAGACAGCGACUGA
Molecule: messenger RNA, 1644 nt
Organism: Plasmodium inui San Antonio 1
Lineage: Eukaryota; Apicomplexa; Aconoidasida; Haemosporida; Plasmodiidae
Exons: 1
Coding region: 1-1644 (547 amino acids)
Cellular component (GO): small-subunit processome; box C/D methylation guide snoRNP complex
Molecular function (GO): snoRNA binding
Source: RefSeq, a predicted model, not a curated record